AAGUGUCAAUGACCUCGUCUCCCCCGUGUCAUUCCCUUGUGGAUGAGGUUCAUUGCCAUUUCAUCACCACUCGCACCCCCCUUUUGUUCACUCCACGAGCGCCAAAACCAGCUGGCUCCCUCCACGCCCAAUCUGAUGCGCGUCGCCUAAGUCCUAACUAUCCAUGGAGCGAAACAAAAUCCCCUGUCAACAAAACGAAAUCACGCGGAAACAUCGUCAAUGUCCAAGACUUCCAAGUCUUGGUCGAAAGUUGAAAGUUGAAACUCUCCUUUGGUUCUUCAUUUCUAAAACCCUCCCCAUGACUGAGCCAACUCCAUCCUCGGAUUUGUGUUUCAGCGAUUUAUCAUCCGAGUUGGAUAACCUCCCUGCCCCGUCCAUGGAUCCCCUUUUUUUCUCCGACAACAAUCACGCCAUGCCUUCUGAAGCAUUCGCAUCGGACCUUGAUUUGGCCAUGGAAUUCGGGAACGAUGGGGAUUUCGAGAUUUCCUUCGAUGAUCUCGACAAUCUCUAUAUUCCUCUAGAAGUCGAUGAUUUCCUGAUACCCAAUGACUCUGUGCAAUCGCCUGCAUUGCAUGAUGCCGACUUGAAUGUCGAUGAUAAGCAGUUGAGCUACAACAGUACCCAUUUUGAGUCACCGGACUCGGAUACUUCAGGUUCGGGAAAUCAGAUUUCUAAUGUUUCGCAGUUCCUGAAUUCACAAUCACCUGAGUCCGGUAGUUGCCACCGGGAGCUUUCUGUGGCACACUCGGCGGAUACUUCUGGUGAUCAGGACUCGCACCAUUCACUGGAUGGUAAGGUUUCGAGCUUUAAAUUGCCAGAUUCUGAUUCUUGCGAUCGGGAGUCUUCUGGUGGUCCCGUUUCAUCUCACGGUUCAGGCAACGGUAUAGUGAUGAAUUCACCUACACUGAGUUCUGACUGCGACGACAGAGACAUUUCUUCUCUUGGGAUUGCUGGUCAGAAUAGAAGAUUGGGGGAAAUGGGCAAAAUUUAUGAUUUGAAAAGGAAGAAGCAGCACAAUGAAGGAAAUACUGAGGCGAGAACGACGAAGUUUCGGAAGUCAUCGAUGCCUAUGGAUAAUACCAGUCAGCAGUCUGAUCUCAGUGCCCUCGACGAAGAGGACGACAAAAGGAAGGCUAGGCUGCUAAGGAAUCGGGAGAGUGCCCAGCUCUCCAGACAGAGAAAGAAGCAUUAUGUGGAGGAGCUUGAGGAGAAGGUGAGGUCAAUGCAUUCUACCAUAACUGAUUUGAGUAGUAAGGUAUCAGUUAUUAUGGCCGAGAAUGCUACUUUGAGACAGCAAUUGAGUGCUACUGGAAUGUGCCUUCCGCCAGCUCCAGGGAUGUAUCCGCAUCCCCCGAUGGCACCCAUGCCUUAUCCAUGGAUGCCGUAUGCACCCUAUGCAGUCAAGCCGCAAGGUUCUCAGGUUCCUCUGGUUCCAAUUCCCAGGUUAAAGUCUCAACAAUCACAAUCAGCUCCAAAGGCCAAGAAGUCCGAGAAUAAGAAGCCUGAGGGAAGAACUAAGAAGGUUGCCAGCAUUAGUUUCCUGGGUUUGUUUUUCUUCAUAUUUCUUUUUGGUGGACUUGUUCCUCUGGUCAAUUAUAAUUUUGGAGAUUUAGGGGACAAUAUUCCCGGUAGGUCCAUCUCUAUUGCUGAUAGAUUUUAUAGUCAGCGCGGAGGAAAAGUUUGGGAGAUAAUUGGUUAUAGGAAUGGAUCUGAAGGAGAUAGGACAGUAGGAUUCUCUAGUAGGAAUUUGAGUAUUUCUGAUAGACUAAUAUAUGAGAAAGGUCGCAAAUUAGAAGAAACAUAUAAACAGCGGGAUUCCCCAUGUAGAACAGGCUCAGAUGGCUCUGUUCAUAAGGGCAAUGCUAGCGAACCAGAGCCUCUUCUUGCUUCUCUGUACGUUCCACGGAAUGAUAAGCUUGUGAAGAUUGAUGGGAACUUGAUAAUCCACUCUGUUCUGGCUACUGAGAAAGCGAAGGCAUCUCAAACUGUUCAUUCAGAGAAUAAUAGGAGAGAAACUGGAUUGGCGAUUUCUAAAGAUUGGGAUUCUGCUCUGGCUAUUCCUGAAGUUGGAAGAAACAGAGAUUCACAUCCUCACCUGUAUAGGAGCCCGCCUGAACAGCGGAAGGCUCUUGCCUCUGGUUCAGCUGAGACUUUGAAGGACCAUUUAAAGUCAACUGCGACUGAUGGUAAAAUGCAAAAGUGGUUCCAUGAAGGCCUUGCUGGGCCAAUGCUAAGUUCUGGGAUGUGCUCAGAGGUUUUCCAGUUUGAUGCCUCACCAACACCCGGAGCCAUAGUUCCAGCAUCGCCAGUCGCUAAUGUUUCUGCAGUUAACCCCCAGAAUGAUACAAGCAUCAACAAGAGCAGGAAUAGAAGAUUUCUUGAUAGGCCUCCCAGUUCCCUUGCCAGAUCCGAUCGCAACCCCAGUAAAGAACAUGGAAGAAAUUCCCAGAAUGAGGACCUCACUGGUAACAAGUCAAUGUCUUCCAUGGUGGUUUCGGUUCUUGUUGAUCCCAAAGAGGUGGGAGAUGGUGAUGUGGAUGGCAUGAUGCAACACAAGUCACUUUCUCGGAUUUUUGUGGUUGUGCUUAUAGACAGCGUCAAGCAUGUGACUUACUCUUGCGGUCUCCCGCGCACACCUCUCCAUCUCGUGACUGCGUGAUUUGCCUACGGAUCAAAAUCCUUUGACCGGCAACAGAAUGUUUUCAAUUGAGAUCUAAUAUGUAAUAUCUAACUCAUGCUUCAGUUUCUCCAACAAGUCAGAAUAAGAGGAAAAUGAGGGAAACUGAGCUCCAAUUUUGUACAUAACAACGUGGUUCUGUUCUACUGUAGUGUACUGAGGACAAGACCUUUACGUGUAGAA
Molecule: messenger RNA, 2860 nt
Organism: Neltuma alba
Lineage: Eukaryota; Viridiplantae; Streptophyta; Magnoliopsida; Fabales; Fabaceae
Product: bZIP transcription factor 17
Exons: 2
Coding region: 164-2659 (831 amino acids)
Biological process (GO): regulation of DNA-templated transcription
Cellular component (GO): nucleus; endoplasmic reticulum membrane
Molecular function (GO): DNA-binding transcription factor activity
Source: RefSeq, a predicted model, not a curated record